This is a messenger RNA of Ostertagia ostertagi, 591 nucleotides long. The record is from the annotation of a GenBank genome assembly. Lineage: Eukaryota; Metazoa; Nematoda; Chromadorea; Rhabditida; Trichostrongylidae.
AUGAGUUUGUGCAUAUCAAUUAUUUUUUCAAUCAUAGUUACCUAUCAGCAAGAGGAAUGGUUGAGGAAGUCUCGACAUCGGGAAUCUCGUGAUGAGACACAUAACGCCACACGAUACAAUCUCAAGCUGGCGACGGUUACGGUUUUGAACAAGAGGGACACGGGUGUUCCAGCAGGUGGACGAAAUCAAAAUGCUAAUGCCAGAGCAGACUGCCUGGUGGACCUUCUGAUCAGAGCCGUGGAAGAGAUGUCGAAGUCAGAUGAAAUCAAGGACAAUCGAGCAGGAAUCAGCUGCAUUCAUCGCCAUGCUGUGAUGCUUCAUGGUCAGGCUGCCAACAAGGCGGCAUUCAGAAUUACACCAGAUCAAGCAACUGAGGAAGAAGUGGGAGUACCUGGAGAUACUGCCGGACCAAGAAUUGCACCACACGGGAGAAAUAAGCGCCGCUCAGGAAAGAAGAGACAGCAGAGAGAUCAACUGAGAAACUCUAUCAAUAUGCAAAUAUCUGUGCUCCAAACUAAUGUGAACGCACUAGUCAAUACAGAUACAGGAGCCAAGAGAAGUGCUUUCGGCGAACGUCGACCUGAUAGAUGA